Cololabis saira (Pacific saury) is the source of this 3985-nucleotide messenger RNA. Its product is annotated as cytolytic toxin-alpha-like. The transcript has 4 exons. Lineage: Eukaryota; Metazoa; Chordata; Actinopteri; Beloniformes; Belonidae. The record is from RefSeq and is a predicted model, not a curated record. The coding region runs from base 998 to 2956 and encodes 652 amino acids.
UUCCCAAAAGUUGUUGUAGAUUCUCACCAGAUGCAAAAAAGUUGGUGUCAUCAGCAAAUAAGAUGGAUUUGAGUAAUUUUGAUAUUUUGCAAAUGUCGUUGAUGUAUAUGAUGAAUAGUUUUGGUCCUAGUACUGAUCCUUGUGGUACACCGCAAACAAUGUCCAACCAUCUAGACUGGCUGCCACCCAUCUUCACGAACUGCCUCCUGUUGUUUAGGUAACUGCUGAACCACUUUAUUGCAAUACCUCUGAUUCCAUAUUGAUCUAGUUCUUUAAUUAAAAUUUCGUGAUUUAUUGUGUCGAAUGCUUUCUUUAAAUCAAUGAAUACCCCAACCACAAAUUUCUUUUUGUCUGUGGCGUUGGUGAUUUCUUCUAUUAGUUCAAUUAAUGCUAAUUAUGUCAUCAUGACUAUCAACUUGAACUUGUAUUAUUUACCACUAGUAGCCAGAUUACACUGAAGAACUGCUGAUCACCAGAUUCUGUCACCUUGGUGUGCAACGCCAUCUCAAUUAUCCGAGUCCGAGACAAGACCACAAAAAAUACCGGUCUCAAGAACUACAAGUCUAUGAGGAACCCCUGGAAACUGAAUCCUUGAAUUUGAUGAGUUGUUUAUAGGGAGACAGUCUUGUCUGGUGGAGGUGUAACUAUCAUGUUCAUUAAAGGUUCUUCUAGCUGUUGUUUUGGGUCUGGGCGUUCUGGCAAGCAGCUUUAUACCCGACCUUUGUGUCAGAAGUCUUAUCUCAGUCUCUUAUCUCAGUCUCUUAUCUCAGUCUCGCCAAGAUAAGUGCGACCACGUCAUCUUAGAUUGGACCAGUACUUUCUCACUUAUUGACCGGAGGCGCUCUGCAGAGGAGCAGCGGGAAGAGACGACUGGGUAACUCUCCAACCGGCCACUCUUCAACCGGGCCGUACACCUCAGAACCAACACUAUUAUCAUUCUACCGGUCCAGUGAUCAGAGGUCCAACUGUCUCAGCACAGUUAUCGAGGGUUGGAGACAUGGCUUUGAAUAACAUGUCAAUGGCGGCUUUGGGUCGAAGCUUCACCCUUGGGAUGCUUUAUGAUGCUCGCAGAGAUGAACUGAUUCCAGGUUUCACACUGUGGGAUCUUAAAACCAUCCGGGAGCACACAGACGAGAUCUUCCAGCACAGCAGUGCGUUUGAAGUUUCUGCAUCCGACUCCACUGAAUCCAAGUCUUCUCUGCUGGAUAUCGACGCCUCCCUGGAAGCUAGUUUCCUAUGUGGGAUGGUAAAGGUUGGAGGGUCUGCAAAGUAUCUGAAUGACCAGAAAAAGUUUGCCAAACAGAGCAGAGUGACAUUUCAGUAUAAAGCAACCACCCACUUCAAACAGCUGGUCCUGACUAAUAUGGGGAACCUGAAUGAACGUCAGAUUGGUGAAGUUAAGCAGUUGUCUGCCACACAUGUUGUCGUCGGCAUCCUUUAUGGGGCAAAUGCCUUCUUUGUCUUUGACAGUGAGAAGUUGGACUCCAGAAGUGUGCAGAACGUCCGAGGCAACAUGCAUGCGGUAAUAAAGAAGAUCCCUUCGUUUAAUGUUGAUGGAAGAGUUGAAAUCAGUCUGACGGAUCAAGAAAAAGCCAUGACCGACAAGUUCUCCUGUAAAUUUCACGGAGACUUUAUUCUGAAAAGCAACCCUUCAACAUUUGAAGCUGCAGUGAAGACCUAUGUAGAGCUGCCGAAGCUGCUGGGGGAGAAGGGAGAAAACAGCGUUCCAAUGAAGGUCUGGCUGAUGCCGCUGAAGAAACUGAACCCCAGCGUUUCUGGGGUGAAGAGUGAGGUCAGUGAUGGACUCGUGAAGAACGUCCACGACGCCCUGGAAAGACUCAGGCAGAUGGAGACGAGAUGCAACGACUGUCUGGCUGACGAAGUGGCAGAGAUGUUUCCUCAAUUUGGAGAAGCAUUCAGAGGUUUACAAAACUCGUGUAGUCGUUACAGGUCUAAUAUACAAAAGAUUGUGAAGGAGAAGCUUCCCUCCAUCCGUGAAGGUGCAGAAGAUGAGAGCUCACUCAAUCAGCUUUUUGAGGACCAAGACAAGUUGCCGUUCAGCCACGAAGAACUCAGCAAAUGGCUGGACAGGAAGGAGAGAGAAGUCAACGUCAUCAGGUCGUGUGUUGAGAUCAUGGAGGGAAUAAAGGUUGUUUCCAGUCGGUCAGAGUUGGACAGAGAAGUCCUCGAUGCAGAUGUCAAUCACACUCUGUGCUUUGUAUUCACCUCUCUGGAGGGUCCUGAUCCGCACCGCGAUGCACCGUCCAUAAACACGGACUCACCUAAUCAAAGGAGAGUCGAUGAAAAGCCGUGGUGCUACAACGAUGAUGUUGUGACCGAGAUGAGAGAGAAAGCCAAAGCUUUCCGUUACAUUGCUGCACUAAACCAGGACAGGAGGAAACUGCGUUGCCUUGUAGCUGCUGUUGAAAAUGAGAAAUUCCCCGGGGCGACCAUCUACCAGUACAAAGACAUCAAACUGGCCACUGAAAACUAUCCAGAGACAAUCCAUCAUUCGCAAACUGUCGAUAGAAGAGAUUUGCUGUGGUGGACCUGUCACCUCACUGUCGACAUGGACAUCAUAAACAAGUACCGCUUUCUCUCCGAGGGAAACAAAAAGGUGACGCAUGGAAGCGGACAGGGGUAUCCUGACAAACCAAUGAGGGUUACAGAGCCACAGUUCCUGUGCAGAGAGGGGUUAACCGAGUGCAAGUACUGGGAGGUGGAAUUUGGUGAUUCAUUAAGGACCAGGCUGGACAUGACUAAAAAUGAAGUGAGAAAGUAUUCACCCAAGAUUGCAGAUUCUUUAUCCAAAUUCCUGUCAAUGUCAUUAUUAUUCAGUUUUGUCUGGAAACCAAGCGGUUUUCUUGUUGACAAUUCCGCUUUGUCCAUCUACAAUAUCUCUGGGGACAAACUGAGUAUCUGGUUCCAAUGGCCCCUGAUUCCUGGACCUGUUUAACCAGCCUUUGUGGUUAAAACGCCCGGAGAUUAUGUAGACCUGAAUCCUGCUGAUUAGAGUUCUGGGAGCCUUCCUGCGACUAUCAACAUUCGCUGUCCACAGUCGUCAUUCAUACUGUAGAACAACAAGGAAGAAGAUGCAACAUUGAACACAUUAAAGCUAAAUAACACAGUACAUAUGUUCUUUAUCUGAUAAAGGGAAAGAUGGAGAUGCAAACAGAUACUCCACAGUUAAAUGGUUUAAGUCUCUUCUAGUAUAAUAUAUGGCUCCAUGUUUUAAGAACAGAGGUCAGCCUCCACUGCCCGGGUUUUCACCAGAACUAAGAAAGUGGACCACAUCCUUCAGGUUCUGAGGUCUUCACACUGGCUCCCUGCACCUCAGAGAAUAGACCUUAAAUAAAAUACUUAUGUUCCUUUAUAAAUCACUGAAUGGUUUCGGACCAAAAUACAUCAGAGACAUCUCGUUGGUGCCAUAGCAACCAUCCAGACCUCUCAGUUCUUCUUGUUCAGGUCCGCUCUGUGUUCCCAGAACCAGAACCAGCAUUCAGCUUCUAUUCUCCACAGAUCCGGAAGAAACUUCCAGAAGACUUCCUUUAAAUCAAGGUUAAAAACUUGUUUCCAGCUGCCUUUGACUUGAUUAUUAAACAAUCUGAAUUUAGAUUUAAACAGUUCAUUUCAGCACUAAUCUGUAACUCCAGCUUGAGCCUACCUUUUCUUCAUUAUAACACUGCACUGUAGGUUCUUAGGUUUUAUUAUUUAAAUCACCUUGUUGCUGAAAUGUGCUACAUAUAAACUUGGUUUCCAACAUUUGCUUUGAUAUCUAUUGCUACACGAUUAUAACAGCUAAUCUACCGUAAGUGUUUUACCCAGAACCCGUCUAUGCACAGAAUAAUGAUUCAUCUGGCAAAUUAUGAUACGUUUUACACGUUGGCCAUGGUUGGGCUAAUUAGUUAUGCAAUAAUAUUGUACACUAUUCUUGUAUCCCAUGAUUUUAAAGUAUACUUUUCAACAAUAAAAUAGACCAGGUAUC